Molecule: messenger RNA, 1335 nt
Organism: Physella acuta
Lineage: Eukaryota; Metazoa; Mollusca; Gastropoda; Physidae
Cellular component (GO): plasma membrane
Source: RefSeq, a predicted model, not a curated record
UAGUACUAGCCUGCCAAUUCCCUUCGGCCACCUGAAUGUGAAAACAUGUUGUGAAUCGUGAAUUUAGGACCAUUACAUGGGGGCGAAAUACAAUAACAUUUACUUUUAAGCGUAUUCUACUGCUGAGAAAACAUUAGCACCACCUUUAAAAUAUUUAUUCUGUAGUAGCUACCAACUUGUUUUUACAACUAAAGUGACCUGUUUUCAUUAGUUCCGAAGGUCGCUUUGAUACGUCACUAUUAACAAUAGCAUGACCAGUCUAGGGCGGUCGAGAAUUGGGUCAAUUCUGAGCUAUGUCCGUCGCUAUUAUUCAACAGCCAAUACAUGUGGCGUAACCACUGCCCCUCUCCGCCCCACUUGGGAAUUAAAUUAUUAUCACCAUUGUAGACUUCACCCCGUCACUUGUGUCGCUUCUGCCGCCAACCACCUGUCACCCACACCAACCAUGCGUUUUCUUCACGUGAUUUGCACUAUAAAUAGUAGGCUGUACUCUUUAUACUCAUCGGAAACAAAAUUGCGUGUCUUACUGAAGUGUAGGUUAACCUAGUUAGUGUAAAAAUCGGUAGGAAAAAAAAUAGUAGUCAACAAGAUGAGGGAGAUAUUGCUGCAAUGUGCCAAAGUGUUGUGGGACUUCGCUAGAGUGAACCAAAUUCUUGUAAAGAGUGAAGUUAUGAUCGUCCUUGGCAACGAUGAUCCACGCUCCGCGGAGCACGCUGCUGAGCUUUACUUGGAGGGCUGGGCGCCUUUAGUGCUCAUAUCUGGGAAGGAAGGAACUGGUACAAAAGGCAAGCUCCCCAACAACUCGACAGAGGCUGAAGUAUUUUGUGAUAUAAUGACGGCAAGAGGCGUACCACGUGACAAGAUCAUUCUCGAGAUGCAAGCCACAAACACAGGGGAGAACAUCCAGUACUCCCAAAGACUGUUGAACCAAAUGGGAAUCGCCCCCAAAUCUGUCCUCGUCGUCACCAAAAGUCUCAUGGAGCUCCGCGCAGUCUUGACCUUUCAAAAGCAGUGGCACGACUCCUCCAAGGUUCACCUGUGCGUCUCCUCCCCUCCCCUCUCCCUGUUGGAGUACCCCAGCCCCCACGUGGGUACGCUGGAUGACGUCAUAGAGUACCUGCUGGUACACUUCGAGAAGUUCACGCUGUACGCCCAGUGUGGUCACCAGGCGCCCGUGGAGAUCCCACCCCACGUGCAGAGAGCAUAUUCCAUUCUGCUAGCUCAAAAACACCAACUUCAAUAGCUCAAGACUUGUCUCUUGGACCAAUGACAGUACAUGCAAACAUAGCGGUUUUUUAACGCUGAGUUGCUGAAUUUAUAUAUAUAUAUAUAUAU